AUGAAGCUGAGAAAUGGUGAAGUCAAAACCCCUACUUUGGAUGAUGCAAUCUGGAGGUAUACUACCUACCAAGUGAAGGAGGGUGGGAGUCGAACUGGUAUUGCAACUUUUACAAGUAAAAUGUCAAUAGUAGAGACCAUUGAGAUACGGAAGAAAGAUAGUCUAAGAAGAAAAAAAGAAGUCAAGGCCACAACACCAAGUCCAAAUGCAGAGAAAGAAUUGAAUGGCCAAGAGAAGAUAGAUCAACUGUGUGCAUCAAAAUCGGCGGAAAGUGAAGUGGCAACGAGCUGUGGUGGAAGUGAUGAUGAAGAAUGUAGUGUGUGUUUAUCGGGAUUGAAAGAAGGCGAUGAGACACGGACACUUCCUUGCUUCCAUGUGUUUCAUAAAGUUUGUGUUGGGAGAUGGUUGGAUUUGUUUGGUAAAACAUGUCCACUUUGCAGGUUCUCGGUUGAAAAGGAUGAGGAAUCGGAUAAGAAAACGUCUGAACUGACUGAAGAAAUGGUGAUUUGGUUUUCUUCAUUCCAUGCUUCUGGUUUCUAG
This is a messenger RNA of Papaver somniferum (opium poppy), 540 nucleotides long. Its product is annotated as E3 ubiquitin-protein ligase RNF181 homolog. The transcript has 2 exons. The record is from RefSeq and is a predicted model, not a curated record. Lineage: Eukaryota; Viridiplantae; Streptophyta; Magnoliopsida; Ranunculales; Papaveraceae. Bases 1 to 540 code for a protein of 179 amino acids.